Oldenlandia corymbosa var. corymbosa is the source of this 2363-nucleotide messenger RNA. Lineage: Eukaryota; Viridiplantae; Streptophyta; Magnoliopsida; Gentianales; Rubiaceae. The record is from the annotation of a GenBank genome assembly.
AAAACCGUAUAGCAUUCCUCAAUAUAUUUGUCUUCCCAAUUCCCCUGUUUCUCUCUGCAACUAUAAAAAUUUAUACUCUUCCCAAAAACUUGACAAACAACAAGAAAACUAAUUCCAGGCGAAGAAGAAGAAGAAGAAGAAGAAGAAGAAGAAGAAGAAUUGGUUACUAAAUUUGGCCAAUUGGGAUUCUACACACAAGCCAAAAAGGACUCUGUUUCUCUGUAUAAAUCUUUAGCAUCAUUGUUUCUCUGGGCUUUUUUCCAUAUAUCUCUUGUCUCCAUCCUCUUCCAACUCUGCAAACAAGUCAGAAACUUUUGGAAACUUGUGGAAAUUCCCAGGUUACAUAACUGGCACAAGAUUAAAUAUCACAUGGGUUCGGAGAAUUUGAGCUUGUUCGGUGAAAUUAAGGAUCAAUUUGAAGGGAUGGGCGGUGCCCAGAAAAUCUCUGUUUCUCAUCAUCAGGUCAUCAAUGGUGUUGAAGCCCAGAAAACAUCUGAUAGCUUCGUGGUGGACAUUGAGCGGUUUGCAUCACAUUUCGCCACUGAUAAGGAUAUCAACGCAAACUCCAGAAUUACAUUGCAGAGAAACCUUUCAAGAAAGGGAUCACAACAGCAGAGAGGAGGAGCAGCAGAAAAGAAGUCCAAUUUCACCACUAAUGGGGAUAGGGAAAAUGGCUCCUUGGCAAUUUCGCCUAGAGCUUCUUUACUGCAUGGAGGUAGCACGCCUGAAAAGCCAAUGGUGGUGAUGGUGGGCGCCACAGAUCAUCACGCACACAACCCUCAAGUUCAUAACCCCAUAACCAUCGUGACGGGGAGCCUUGCUGGCGGCGCCGCUGCCAUGGCUGAAGGCAAAGGAGUUACCAGCACCAUCAGCAGAAAAUUCAGUUUUCGACGAUCUUCUUCGGCCUUCUUUGACCCCAGAAAGAUUCUUCUCUUUUUUGCCACAUUGUAAGUGUCCCCGAAACCCAAUCAUUCAAUUCUUUUUGUAAAAAGAAUAACGGAUUAUCGAAUCAAAUAUUCAUAUAUACUAUUGAUCUAAGCAUGCCACAGAUCAGAUGACCACAUUUGAAGAUUCUAGCAUAUCUUGUGGCGAUUUUCCGAUAAAAAUAAUCAAAGGGAACCGAAAGUUAUGUAGCCGACCAUUUUUUGUGAACCGGAACCCUGUUCACCACUAAAAACAAAGUUUCUGUGGUUUCUCUCAACUAAUAUGAGCAACCAAAAAAAUCAGGGUCUUUUGGACCACUAGCCUAGGGAAGAAUGGACAUUGUCACUAUAAAAAUUGUUUGGAGAGAUGGAUUCAGCAACAGUUUCUGAUAUUACUGGGGCUCAAUGUUUGGAAACCUGUUUCCUAAUACAUACUUUUUUGAAAGAAAAAAAAAUUGCAGACUUUCCACUAAAAACAAAUCUCAACAAAAUGUUAAACUUGUACUCCUUCCAUUCCAAAAAAUAAUUCACAUUAAGGUUUAGAUUUUAAUGAGGUUUUAGUUCAAGUAGUUCUAGAAUCAUUGUCAUUUGCUUCAAUUCCCAAUGUUGUCAUGUUUUUGCAGGUCAAGCAUGGGAACAAUACUUUUGAUAUACUUUACACUAUCCAUGAACAAACUCAAUGGAGUUGAUGAUGGCCUCAAUUGAUGGUGAUGGCCCAGAAGCCAAGCUGCGCAACCACAUAACAAAAAAGCAGGGAAAAUAUUAACCAAACAUCAGCAUUUUAACACGGACUCGGCAGAAGUACAUAAGGGCAGUUACCAAGUUGACUGUAACUUCUCAAGAUCGUUCGUUUCUUGGUUCAGAAGCGCGGCACCCGAUGGGGCGGUAGAAAAGAGUGAAUACAGAGAAGCUAAUGUAGCAGUAACGGCAAAAAGCCAUCAACUUUUCACUUUUAAAAAGGGUUGUCCAUAACUUAAGUAUAUACAGGAUGAAGACAACAACAGAGUGCACUAUGACAAAAGGAUCAAGAAUCUGCAGUUUUUUUAACAAGUAGUGGAGGAGUUGGAAUGCAGAUUAUGUAAGAGAGCUUUAUGUAUUGCAUCUGUCUAUCACUAUCUAAAUGAAGAACCAAAAAAGUAAUCCUUUUUUAUAUGAAUGUAUACAUGUAUUUUGCUUUCAGUGGACAACUUUAGGCGCUCAACUUCGCACUUUGUUCACGAUGUUACAUAUUUUAAGCUUUAACGGCUCCUACCAGAGCAUCUACUUCGACAGGGACAAAAAGUGGAGGUUUAUCUCCUUUAAACUCAAGGUUGGAAGUAAGAAAGUGAUCACCUUGCCUAAGAUGCUUUUCAUCAUGGCCUAAAAUGAUUUCUUGUCUAAACUGGAACUGCUUAAGUGAUCUCCAAUAUUGGUCGACAAAAGAUAACAAGUUUCCACCAU